Molecule: messenger RNA, 849 nt
Organism: Branchiostoma floridae (Florida lancelet)
Lineage: Eukaryota; Metazoa; Chordata; Leptocardii; Amphioxiformes; Branchiostomatidae
Exons: 4
Coding region: 16-519 (167 amino acids)
Source: RefSeq, a predicted model, not a curated record
AGAUUGAAAGUCACAAUGACGACAUCUCAUUACUACAUCCUGCCUAAUGUGCCACUUAAUUACAUGCUGUGGCGUUAUUGUGACGUCACACACAGAGAUAAAGAUCGGGCGUAUCGUGGUAGAACUUCAGUUGAAGCUGUCAGCUCGCAGUCUCACACACUAGAGAUGAAAACGCUGUUGAUAUCACUGUCCAUUGUGCUGGUCCUGCUCCACACGUCCGAGGCCUACUCGUACUCCUACGGGUUCGCGCCAGGAAAGAAAAGAGCCGCCUUGCUCGGAGAGAAGAUCCGAAGUCUGCUACAUAAACACAGAAACCAGUACAGUCCCGAGGGAACGACCACACAGUCUAUGGAUGAUGAGACACCACGGGGCCCAUCGACGUAUCCCUUCCUCGUGAACGAAGCGGAACCCAAGGGCCAGGACACGUGGUACUCCGAGCCAAUGUGGGGAGCAUCUCGUGGAGCCACGCGAGACUACAACCCUGCCUUGCGCAGCUGGAUUUCUGACAGAAGGAAGUGAGUCAGAAGAGCAGCCAUGUGAACACGGCUCGGGCAAUAAUCAUUUGCUAAUGCCCCAGAUUUAAUGGGAAUUGACGUCCUUGUUCUUAGUUAACACAGUAUUUUCCUUUGACGUCCAUCGACAUAAUUGAAAAAGUAAGGCAAUCACACGUAUUUAUUAGGUAGUUGGAAGAUUGUAUUGAGAAGGGUAGGACACAACAGAAGCACAUAUUUUAUGACAGGUUUCGGUUUAUGUGAGGACAUCACGCCUGUCCCAUCUAAUGUUGUCAAAACUAUUCUCAGUGGAUGGAUGAUAGAUCUAUGAAAUAAAGCAUAAUUUGACCUAAUCUAG